AUGCCUGCACUCAACAAGUCCACUUCCAGGGUCAUUAAGGGAGAUAAAAUCAAAUGUGGACAGUGUGACCAGGACUUUCUUGAUGAUAAUGCAAGAAGGUCUCAUGUGCGAAUUGUGCACCAAGCCAAGCUUACUAUCGGUGACAUUCAACUAACUCGCCAGGAGGAUGGCAGUUUCCACUGCCCUACGCCUGGAUGCCACUAUUUUGACCAUGACCCUGCCAAUUUUCGUCGUCACAAGCAUGUAAAAGGAGGGAAUGAGUCCAACCUCAUCCCCACCAGGCCUCUGCAAGGAGAGCCCUCUUCUAACCCUCAUGCUGUGGCCAUUUCCAGUACCCCUACUGCAACUUUAGCUCCCUCUAUUCCUGAGGUUAGGCCACAACCUGAGGAUUCUGAGGAUCAAGAUGACAAUGAGGAUCCUGACUAUCUACCAUCUUCCCCACAUCAAGAGGAAAUUCACUUUCCUCCACAACAGCUUAUGUUCAUCGAGGAACUCUGUCCCCUGCAGAUUGGGAUUGAUCCCACACAUCGUCUCAUUGUGUGUGAAGGAUGUCAAUGUGGUGUACCACGCCAGUCUCUGGAGAACCACAUCACCCAGUCUCAUGGUGGUAGAUCCCAAGUCCCUACCAACUUGGACACAAUUCUUAAUAAAUGUCAAGUCCCACAAGAUGUUAUGCCACCCACAUCAAAAGCAAUCCCAGUUGCAUCACUUCCCAUCAGGCCUGGCUUCAUGUGUGGUGUCCCAGGGUGUGGCUAUGCUUCUAUCUCCCAUGAAACCAUCCAUCGACAUAUUCGACGAGUGCACAAAGGUUUUUUGGCCCAGGAGAACACCCUACAAGCCCAAGUGCAGCUUAUCUUCUCAGCUAGGCCAGUGUAUCAAGUCUGGGCAGUGGAUUCAAAUUAUUCCAUGCUGGCCCCAGGUUAUGAGCAUAGGUCAGCAUUGGACAUGAUCAAGGCUCAUGAUGAGUCUGGAUGGGAUGAUGGAACAAUCCGAGCACCUUGUGAUUCUGUCCAUGUUAAUGGCUUCUUGAGGGAGUAUGGAUGGCUCAGGAUUAUAAAGGGGAAAAACUAUAAGGAGUUGUGUGGAAUGGUGGAGACUCCCAGCCAAAGGAACUCAGCACUUCUUCCACUUAAGGACAAGCUCACAGCCUACAUUAAUGGGAUAAGGGAGGUGGUGGAGGAAAUGGCCCCAUUACUUUUAAGAUGGAUCAAUACACCUGAGGGGCAAGUCUACAUUGCCUUUCUGUGUCAUCUAAUCUAA
This is a messenger RNA of Cantharellus anzutake, 1260 nucleotides long. RefSeq lists its product as uncharacterized. Lineage: Eukaryota; Fungi; Basidiomycota; Agaricomycetes; Cantharellales; Hydnaceae. The record is from RefSeq and is a predicted model, not a curated record. The transcript is spliced from 2 exons. Bases 1 to 1260 code for a protein of 419 amino acids.